AUGUCGCACUCAUCGUUAUCUUGGUUAUCUAAUUUAAACACGGAUCAAACUCCUCAUAAAUAUUUGAGAAGAUCUUCGAUUAUUGGUACAAUUGGUCCAAAAACAAACAAUGUUGACGUAUUGGUUAAAUUGAGAAAAGCCGGUUUAAACAUUGUGAGAAUGAACUUUUCUCAUGGUUCUUAUGAGUACCAUCAGUCAGUUAUUGACAAUGCCAGAAAAUCCGAGGAAGUUUACAAGGGAAGACCAUUGGCUAUUGCCUUGGAUACUAAAGGUCCAGAAAUCAGAACAGGUACCACUGUUGAAGAAAAGGACUGGCCAAUCCCACCUAAUCACGAAAUGGUCUUCACCACCGAUGAUGCUUACAAGACUAAAUGUGAUGACAAAAUCAUGUACAUUGACUAUAAAAACAUUACCAAGGUUAUUCAACCAGGUAAGAUCAUAUAUAUUGAUGAUGGUGUCUUGUCAUUUGAAGUUCAAGCUAUUGUAGAUGACCACACUUUGAAAGUCAAAUCUAUUAAUGCUGGUAAGAUUUCUUCACACAAGGGUGUCAAUUUACCAGGUACAGAUGUUGAUUUACCACCAUUAUCAGAAAAGGAUAUUGCUGAUAUCAAGUUUGGUGUUAAAAACAAGGUACACAUGAUUUUCGCUUCUUUCAUUAGAGCCGCAGACGAUAUCAAGCACAUUAGAAGAGUUCUUGGUGAAGAAGGUAAAGAAAUCCAAAUUAUUGCCAAGAUUGAAAAUCAACAAGGUGUUAACAACUUUGACGAAAUUUUGGAAGCUACCGAUGGUGUCAUGGUUGCAAGAGGUGAUUUGGGUAUUGAAAUUCCAGCUCCUCAAGUGUUUAUCGUACAAAAGAAAAUGAUUGCUAAAUGUAACUUGGCUGCUAAACCAGUUGUUUGUGCUACCCAAAUGUUGGAGUCGAUGACCUACAACCCAAGACCAACCAGAGCCGAGGUUUCCGAUGUUGGUAAUGCUAUUUUGGAUGGUGCAGAUUGUGUUAUGUUGUCAGGUGAAACCGCCAAAGGUGACUACCCAUGCGAAGCUGUUUCUAUGAUGCACAACACCUGUCUUAUUGCUGAAAAGGCCAUCUCUUAUCAACAAUUGUUCAACGAGUUGAGAUCAUUAGCAGUCAAACCAACAGCAACCACUGAAACCUGUGCUUGUGCUGCUGUUGCCGCUGCUUAUGAACAAGAUGCCAAAGCAAUUGUAGUCUUAUCAACAACCGGAUACUCAGCAAGAUACGUGUCCAAAUAUAAGCCAGACGUUCCAAUUUUGAUGGUUACCAGAAACGAAGAUUGUGCUAAAUACUCACAUUUGUACAGAGGUGUUUAUCCAUUUAUCUACAAAAAUGAAUCAUUACCAAACUGGCAAGAAGAUGUUGAAAACAGAUUGAGAUGGGCUGUUUCAGAAGCAGUUGAGUUAGGAAUCAUUACCAAGGGUGACUCAAUUGUUACUGUGCAAGGAUGGACUAGAGGUUCAGGUCACUCCAACACUGUUAGAAUUGUCCAAGCUUAA
Molecule: messenger RNA, 1515 nt
Organism: Lodderomyces oxycetoniae
Lineage: Eukaryota; Fungi; Ascomycota; Pichiomycetes; Serinales; Debaryomycetaceae
Gene: CDC19
Product: pyruvate kinase
Exons: 1
Coding region: 1-1515 (504 amino acids)
Biological process (GO): glycolytic process
Cellular component (GO): cytoplasm
Molecular function (GO): pyruvate kinase activity; potassium ion binding; magnesium ion binding
Source: RefSeq, a predicted model, not a curated record